Molecule: messenger RNA, 894 nt
Organism: Pogoniulus pusillus (Red-fronted tinkerbird)
Lineage: Eukaryota; Metazoa; Chordata; Aves; Piciformes; Lybiidae
Product: gap junction alpha-3 protein-like
Exons: 1
Coding region: 1-894 (297 amino acids)
Biological process (GO): cell-cell signaling
Cellular component (GO): connexin complex
Molecular function (GO): gap junction channel activity
Source: RefSeq, a predicted model, not a curated record
AUGGGGGACUGGAGCCUGCUGGGGCGGCUGCUGGAGAGAGCCCAGGAGCACUCCACAGUGGUGGGAAAGGUCUGGCUCACCGUCCUCUUUGUCUUCCGCAUCCUGGUGUUGGGGGCAGCCGCCGAGCGCGUCUGGGGCGAUGAGCUGUCUGGUUUCUCCUGUGACACGCAGCAGCCUGGCUGCCAGAAUGCCUGCUAUGACAGCACCUUCCCUAUUUCCCAUCUCCGCUUCUGGGUCCUGCAGAUCAUCUUUGUCUCCACUCCCAGCCUCAUGUACCUGGGCCACAUCCUGCACCUGGUGCAUCUGGAGGAGAAGGCGCAGGAGCAAGUGGCAGCAUGUAGCAGCAAAAGCGCCAGGCGGCUGCGUGCCAGGCAGCCCCAGCUCCCUGGAGGAGACCUGCACAGACAGGUCUGCAUGCGGGGCGUCCUCCUGAGGACAUAUGUCUGCAACAUCGUCUUCAAGGCACUCUUUGAAGUGGGUUUCAUUGUGGGCCAGUACAUCUUGUAUGGGUUCCAGUUGAAGCCCCUUUACACCUGCAGCCGCUGGCCCUGCCCCAACACAGUCAACUGCUACAUCUCCAGGCCCACUGAGAAGACCAUCUUCAUCCUCUUCAUGCUGGGAGUGGCCUGUGUAUCCCUCCUGCUCAACCUGGUAGAGAUCUACUACCUAGGUCUUACCAAGUGCUGGCAACAGCCAGGGCCUGCGCCUUGCAUCCCGCCCAGGGAUGGUGGUCCUGUGGGACCCCACGCCCUUUUCACCCUGCCUGGCAGUAGCAGCCCUCUGGCUGCUGGCAAACCCUCCCACAGGCUGGCACCUCUGGGAAAGACAGGUGCCCAAAUGGAGGCAGCCAGUGGGUCCCAUGGGAAGGUGCGAGUGGCAGACCUGGCAGUGUGA